Gryllus bimaculatus (two-spotted cricket) is the source of this 195-nucleotide messenger RNA. The record is from the annotation of a GenBank genome assembly. NCBI's taxonomy places the organism in Eukaryota, Metazoa, Arthropoda, Insecta, Orthoptera, Gryllidae.
AUGACGUCACAGCAGAUGUCUAGUCGCCAGGCGCUGUCGCACACACGCCCCCGCUGCGGACGACCCGAGCCGCCGCAGCCUCCGCCAGCCAGCCAGCGAGAGGCAAGCGAAGGCGCGCGCGCGCGCCGAACUGCGCAGGUGAAAGUGUCGUAUCUUGCGACAGCGUGCACUGGGACGCGAACAGCUGUUUCGUGA